Molecule: messenger RNA, 905 nt
Organism: Medioppia subpectinata
Lineage: Eukaryota; Metazoa; Arthropoda; Arachnida; Sarcoptiformes; Oppiidae
Source: the annotation of a GenBank genome assembly
CUUCAUUCUUUUGGUCACUUCUUCGCACAUAUUCUUUGCAUAAGAAAAAACAGUGUAAAGGAAAGCAAUGUUUGCCUACAUUUUGAGUUUCCUUUUGAUCGGCACUUUCGUGAGCGUAGAGAGCGCUCGGUUUGGAUUCACAGAUCCGGGCAAUGCUAACAAACUGAUCGACCAGUUGUUGGGUGUCGUGAAGACCAAAUACGGGGCCAAUUUGGACCCAUUCCACGUCCCGGACCAGCACUUGCACUUCGACAAGAAAGUUGCCCUCACCUGGUGGCACGGACAGUUGAACAUCAGCGAGGGUCUGAUCAAAGGGCUGUCGCAUCUGAUCCGGUCGGGCGACUGCGACAUCGGCACCGAUAAGGGCAAGUUUGUGGCCCACGUCCAGGUGGGCGACGCCAAUGUGGCCGCGCAUUUCCACGGCGUUAUGAAGCUCAACAUAUUUCACGCCACUGUUAACCUCGAUGUGUCGAUCGGCAAUCUGGACGUGAAAUUGGGUGUCGGUCUCGACGACAAGCAGAAGAUGCAUCUCAACGACUUCAACAUCGAUGAGCUCAAGAAUGUUAAGAUUCACGUGUCGGGGCUCAAGAUCUUUACCCCGUUAGUCAACGCGUUGGCCAACGCUUUUGUCAACGUGUUUAACCCCCAAACGCGACAGAUUUUGGGCAAUUUGCUGAAGGGUAUCAUCGAGAAGGAGAUCCAGAACAUUAAGAUCCCUCCCACAGCCAUCGCCGAGUACUAGUGAUUUAGUGAUCAAUGGUUUUUCCCGAUAAACCUAAUUAUGAUUUGUUUUUUAUUGUAAAAUAAUAAAUUAUAUUGGUCAAUUGUAAUGGAAAUACUUUAUCUUAUUAUAUAAACACUUAUAAAUAAAAUUUUGUUUAUUUGUUUGUUUAGUUAAUAAUCGC